AAUUGCCCCUGUGACUAAUCGGCAUCCAAUACGCGAUUGUAAUUUCCGAUAGGCUGUGGAAGAAGUUACCGACUAAAUACAUCAUGCAGGAUUCUAGCAAGGACACAGAAUGGAAUGAUGCCUUGCGACGGCAUGGGAUUAUCCCUGAAAAAAAGGAGAUCACUGAAGAACAGAUUGUGUCAUUAGUCGACGAGGCUGCGAAAAAACGGCUUGAAUCUCAAGAACGCAAUUUGGACAAUCUAACCCUCGACGAACUGGAACUCCUUGAGGACGAAGAUGAUGAGCGAGCUCUACUAGAAUUUCGUCGAAAGCGGAUUGCUGAAAUGUGGGAAGCUGCGAAAAAAGCGAGGUUUGGUGAAGUACGUGAGAUCUCUGCUGAUGACUGGGUCGAACAGGUGAACAAAGCCGGUGAAGAUGUUACAGUGGUGAUACAUUUGUUUAGUAGUGGUGUUCCGGUUUGUACCCUACUUAAUCAACAUAUCCAAAAAUUAGCACCAAGGUUCCCUGCAGUGAAAUUCCUUCAAGGUCUUGCCCAAUGUUGCAUACCUAACUUCCCGGAAUCGCAUUUGCCCUGUAUAAUGAUUUACCGGAAUGGAAAACCGGUGGAAAAAUUUGUAGGUCCCGAAUUUUGGGGCAGUCGGCCGACCGUUGAAAGUGUUGAAUGGGUUCUUGCAAAAAAAGGCCAGGUUUUCGAAACUGAGAUCGAGAAGGACCCUCGGCCAAAAGUUCGUGACAUCUUGUUAAGCCAGCUGAAGGGCAAGGAUUAUGAUGAUAACGGCGAUGACUGGUAGCUUGCAGACAAAUUUAAUGCAACAGACCAAUGCACCGUUAAAGACAUGACAUGCGGACGGAAGAGCAUCACACUAAUUUGUACCGAUAUCUCAGCAAAACGCGAUCUAGAAAAAGAUGAGCCAUAAUACUGGGACUUAUUAGAUAUAAAUGUACAGGACAUACUUACAUUAUGACUAUUGUGAUGAGUACAAGUGAUCACCUUAAUGGAACUAAUCACGCUAAUGCCAAAGAAUGAAAGUUAAGGUUUAGACUUAUCUAUAGUGCCUGCGUUUACAUGUGUAUUUAUUCUUUAAAUAAAUAAAUAAU
Molecule: messenger RNA, 1098 nt
Organism: Varroa destructor (honeybee mite)
Lineage: Eukaryota; Metazoa; Arthropoda; Arachnida; Mesostigmata; Varroidae
Gene: viaf
Product: viral IAP-associated factor
Biological process (GO): protein folding
Cellular component (GO): cytoplasm
Source: RefSeq, a predicted model, not a curated record